Molecule: messenger RNA, 1248 nt
Organism: Racocetra persica
Lineage: Eukaryota; Fungi; Glomeromycota; Glomeromycetes; Diversisporales; Gigasporaceae
Source: the annotation of a GenBank genome assembly
AUAGUUACGACAGACAUAGUGAGGCCGAGGAAGUAGGAACAAAAAAGGGUCCACAUAAAAAAAAAAAGUUUUUAGGUAGCAUACAAAAAGCGCAAGAUGAAUUUGCGUCAGAAUAUGGAUGCAUUUUUAUGGAUUUUUGCGAAGAAUUUUACGAAGGAGAUAAUGAUGAAAUUCGACCAUAUUUAGAACAAUUACGAUAUUUAUCAAGGACAGGAAAACGUAUAUUAUACGUAGAUUUUAAACAUAUAAUGCAUUAUAAGCAAUCGGAUUCUCUAUCAAAAGCCAUUUCUCAACAAUAUUACAGGCUUGAGCCAUAUCUCCGAAGGGCGGUUGAACGUCUCAUGGAGAUAUAUUUCCCUGAUCAAAGUAAAAAAUCGGGUAUUGGAUUCUUUGAUCAGAAUGGUUAUGCGCAAGAUGAAAAUGCGCAAGAUCAGGAGUUUGUGACACUGGAGAAAUCAUACUCCUUAGAUUAUUCUGUGGCCUUUUUUAAUCUUCCUUCUCAAAAUCGCAUCCGAGACUUAAAAACUGACAAGAUAGGGACCUUAAUGAGUAUAUGUGGUACAGUAACAAGAACAAGUGAGGUUCGACCUGAGUUACUUUUUGGAAAAUUUGUUUGUCAAGAAUGUAAGGUCGAAGUUGAGAAUGUUGAACAACAAUUUAGUUAUACGGAGCCGGCCAUGUGUCAAACACCAACAUGUUCUAACCGAGAUUCAUGGGUACUUAAAAUCGAAGAAUCCAAGUUUACAGAUUGGCAAAGAGUUCGAAUUCAGGAAAAUCCAAAUGAAAUACCUACAGGAAGCAUGCCUAGAACUCUUGAAGUUAUUCUUCGUCAUGAAAUGGUGGAAGGCGCAAAACCCGGAAACAAGUGCAUUUUUACGGGUACACCCCUUGUUAUUCCAGAUAUCCAUCAAUUGGGAGUUCCGGGCGUCGGAGCCGAAGUUCAACGUGAUAUUCGUAAUAGUCGUUUCAAGGGGGCUGAUGGAUUAGCUAAUGCUGGAGUCACGGGUCUAAAAUCUCUUGGUGCUAGAGAUUUAUCAUAUAAAAUAUCAUUUUUGGCAUGUACAGUUCAUACUGUUGACGCAAAGCGUGAUGCUUAUAAUAGACUAACGGAAGUGGACGAAAUCGAAAAUGAUUAUGAAGCAUUUGUUAAGUCUAUGAAAGGGAUGGAGAAAGAACUUUUGGAUGAAAUGAGCGGAGAUGAAAGAAUUUUCGAUAACCUAAUCAAAAGUAUCGCACCAAGCGUUUUUG